Lontra canadensis (Northern American river otter) is the source of this 1169-nucleotide messenger RNA. RefSeq names its product butyrophilin subfamily 2 member A1-like. Gene Ontology annotation, molecular function: signaling receptor binding. NCBI's taxonomy places the organism in Eukaryota, Metazoa, Chordata, Mammalia, Carnivora, Mustelidae. Gene Ontology annotation, biological process: T cell receptor signaling pathway; regulation of cytokine production. The record is from RefSeq and is a predicted model, not a curated record. The coding region runs from base 1 to 1056 and encodes 351 amino acids. The transcript has 7 exons. Gene Ontology annotation, cellular component: external side of plasma membrane.
AUGGAGGCUGCCGCUGCUUUGCGCUUCUCCACACCCCGCUUCCUUCUGUCCUUCAUGUUCCUCAGCGGCUUGGGCCUGCUCUCAGCCCCGUUUACUGUCGUGGGGCCAGCUGAUCCUGUCCUGGCCAUGGUGGGAGAAGACACCAUGUUCCAUUGCCACCUGUCCCCCGAGAAGGACGCAGAGCACAUGGAGGUGCGCUGGUUCCGCGCCCAGUUCUCCCCGGCAGUGCUCGUUUAUAAGGGUGGACAGGAGAGGACCGAGGAGCAGAUGGAGGAGUACCGGGGAAGAACCACCUUGGUGAGCGACCACAUCAACACGGGGAGUGUGGUGCUUGUCAUACACAACAUCACAGCCCACGACAAUGGCAUCUACCACUGUUACUUCCAAGAAGGCAGAUCCUACGACGAGGCCAUCCUGCGCCUGAUGGUGGCAGGCCUGGGCUCUAAGCCGCUCAUUGAAAUGAAGGGCCAGGAGGAUGGAGGCGUGCGGCUGGAGUGCACGUCCGGAGGGUGGUACCCGGAGCCCCAUGUGGUAUGGAGGCACCCUCACGGCGCGAUCAUGCCGGUGCUGGAGGAGGCUUACACGGUGGACACAGAAGGCCUCUUCAUAGUCACCACGGCCGUGGUCAUCAGGGACUGCUCGGUGAGGAACGCGUCCUGCUCUGUGAUCAACACCCUGCUUGGCCAGGAGAAGGAAACCAUCAUUUUCAUCCCAGAAUCCUUUGCUCCCAGCAUGUUUCCCUGGACGGUGGGCCUCGCUGUCCUCCUGCCUUCUCUACUUCUCUUCAUCACCGGGAGCAUCUGUCUCAUCAGGAAACUCCACAGGGGAAAAGAGGUUGAAAAAGAAGAGAAAGAAAUUGCAUGUAAGGAACUGGAGACAGACCAGAUGGAAAAAGAGAAAGAACGUCAAAUAAGAGAGCAACUUGAAGAACUACGAUGGAGAAGAACCUUGCUACAUGCCGGUGAGCGCCCUGGGAUCAAGGGGCCUUCGUGGAAAAGGCCGCCACACAGGGGUCUCCCACCACCUUUCUGGGACCUCCCUGGGGUCCAGGAAUAACACCAUCCCCCAAGACCCCAGGCCUAAACCAGAGACUUCUUCUGCAGCCGAUGUGGUCCUGGAUCCGGACACCGCUCAUCCUGAGCUCUUCCUGACAGAGGACCGGAGAAGCG